Messenger RNA from Anoplopoma fimbria (sablefish), 1554 nucleotides. RefSeq names its product E3 ubiquitin/ISG15 ligase TRIM25-like. The transcript is spliced from 2 exons. Gene Ontology annotation, molecular function: protein binding; zinc ion binding. Lineage: Eukaryota; Metazoa; Chordata; Actinopteri; Perciformes; Anoplopomatidae. The record is from RefSeq and is a predicted model, not a curated record. The coding region runs from base 1 to 1554 and encodes 517 amino acids.
AUGGCGCAGCAAGGAAUUCAGCUGGACCAAGAAAGGCUUUGCUGUUCGAUCUGUCUGGAUCUACUGAAGGAUCCAGUGACUAUUCCCUGUGGACACAACUACUGUAUGAAAUGUAUUAAAAGCCACUGGGAUCAAGAGGAUCAGAAGGAAAUCUACAGCUGUCCUCAGUGUAGACAAACCUUUAGGCCGAGGCCUGCCUUGGUGAAAAACACCAUGUUAGCAGAUUUAGUGGAGGAACUGAAGAAGACAGGACUCCAAUCUGCUCCAGCUGAUCACUGCUAUGCUGGACCUGAAGAUGUGGCUUGUGAUUUCUGCACUGGGAGAAAACUGAAAGCUCUCAAGUCCUGUCUGCAGUGUGUGGUCUCCUACUGUGAGCAGCACCUCCAGCCUCACUAUGGAUCCCCAGCCUUUGAGAAGCACAAGCUCGUCGACCCCUUCAACAAGCUUCAGGAGAACAUCUGUACUCAUCACAAUGAGGUGAUGAAGAUAUUUUGCCGCACUGAUCAUCAUUGUAUCUGUUAUUUGUGCUCCAUGGAUAAACAUAGAGGCCACGACACAGUUUCAGUUGCAGCAGAAAGGACUGAGAGGCAGAAAGAGCUUGGGACGAGUCAACAAAAAAUCCAGCAGAGAAUCCAGAACAGAGAGAAAGAUGAGAAGAUGCUUCAGCAGGAAGUGGAGGCUAUCAAUCACUCUGCUAACAAAGCUGUAAACGAAAGUGAGAAGAUCUUCACAGAUCUGAUCCGUGUCAUUGAGAAAAGAAGCUCUGAUGUGAAGCAGCAGAUCAUAUCUCAGCAGAAAACUGAAGUGAGUAGGGUAAAGGAGCUUCAGAAGGAGCUAGAGGAGGAGAUCUUUGAACUAAGAAGGAAAGACGCUGAGCUGGAGCAGCUCUCACACACAGAGGACCACACCCAAUUUAUCCUCAAGUACCCCCUUCUGUCACGGCUUAGUGAAUCUACAGACAUACCCAGAAUAAAUAUCGCAGAGCUAAAGACCAGAGGUGAAUUCUUAAAAUAUUCACAAAGACUUACACUGGAUCCAAAUACCGCUAACACACGGCUGUUAAUAUCUGAGGGGAACACGAAAGCAACAAACAUGAGUAAAAAACAGUUGUAUUCUAGUCACCCAGAUCGAUUUCUUAACAGGUCUCAGGUCCUGAGUCAAGAGAGUCUGACUGGACGUCAUUACUGGGAGGUGGAGUGGAGUGGGUUAGGAGUUCAUGUAGCUGUUGCAUACAAGGAUGUUAGCAGAAGAGGAGCAGAAAGUGAAUUUGGAUGUAAUGACCAGUCUUGGACUCUAGAUUGUUCAGAUGAGGGUUAUGAAUUCAGUCAUAACGGAGUGGCUACUUCCAUCUCAGGUCCUGAGUCCUCCAGAGUUGGAGUGUACCUUGAUCACAGGGCAGGUAUUCUGUGUUUCUACAGCAUCUCUGAAAACAUGACUUUCCUCCACAGAGUCCAGACCACAUUCACUCAGCCUCUCUAUGCUGGACUCAGAGCUUAUAGUCUUUUUAAUUUUAGAUCAUCUGCUGAGUUUUGUGAGCCAAAAGACAAAAGCUAG